UAUACUAAUAAUAUACUGUUUAAGGUGACAUCUAUAUAAGACGUCAGUUUCAUUCAGAAUUCCAAUCAUAACUAUUACAUUAUCGACAGUCGAAAAGAAAUAUAAACGCCAUGGGACAUAGAAUGUUGCUGAUUCUUCUUAUUGGAUGGGUUUGUCACGUGACAAUAGCAAUUGAUGAUAUAGAAUAUCUCAAGAAAUAUGGUUAUCUGUCUCCAAAUCGAGUUAAAUUUGGCGACAUGGAAGUGACGCAAGCCAUCAAGAAUUUUCAGCGAAUGACUAAUUUAAAGGUCACGGGGUUAAUGGAUGAAAGAACGAAGGCAGGAAUGCAAAUGCCUCGUUGUGGUGUCGAAGACAUGAUUGGUUCAGACACGGAUGAGAAUGCCGUGGAAACUAACUUUGUGCCGACGAUAACGAAGAGAUACGAUUUAGCAGGAUCCAAGUGGAAGAAAACUGACUUGACAUUCAGGUUUCUGGGAUACACAUACGAUAUGGAUAAACAGCAACAGAGAGCAGCCAUAUAUGAAGCAUUUAAACGAUGGAGUGACGUCACACCUCUAACGUUCAAAGAAGUUACAAGCGAUGAGGCUGACAUAUAUAUCGAAUUCGCCACUCGUAUCCACAGCGACGGUCCCUUGGCUGCAUUUGAUGGCCCAGGUGGAACAUUGGCACAUGCUUACUUCCCAGAACACGGGGACAUGCAUUUUGAUGACGAUGAAUAUUUCACAAGAUUCAGUAAAGAUGGCAUAAAUCUAGACGGCACGGCGCUUCACGAACUUGGGCACAGUUUGGGUUUAAGCCAUUCAAACAACAAACAAGCUGUUAUGUACCCGAUAUACCGAAAAUACGAAUACUACCCAAACCUACAGCUUUCCCAGGAUGAUAUUAUGGGAAUUCAAGCUCUCUAUGGUCAGUAUUCCAGUAAUUAUUGGUGGCUGACAUGUUCUUUCACUCAAGCAGGGGCGUGUCUGGUAAUUCUGUGGGCGAUGCAGAAAACAACAAUGCACAGGAAGAAGACCGUGAUGGUGACGAUGGUGGUCGUCGUCGUGACGGCGGUAACGGACGGUCAUGGUGGUGGUCGAGGGGGUGGUGGUGGUGGUGGAAUUAUGCCUGAUCUACCUCCGUCGGACCCCGGGGCUCCUGAUUUAUGCACUAGUAAUUUCGACGCUGUAUUGACAGAUACCAACGAAGACACAUUUGCAAUCAAGGGAAAAUAUAUAUGGAAACUUGACGGUGGGGGUAUUGCGGAUGGCUACCCAAAGAAACUGUAUGCUGAAUUUUACGGUAUACCGAGCAAUAUCAAUGCGGGGUUUACGUCGCAUUGGACUGGCAGAACUUAUUUUUUCAAAGGUGAUCGAAUAUGGCGCUUUGAAGGACAUGGACUGGAAACCGGUUACCCAAUGAGUAUUAGAGGCAGCGGCCUUCCACGCAAUCCGGACGCUGCGCUCGUCUGGGAUGGAGAUGGGAAGAUUUACGUGUUCAAAGGGUCUCACUACUACGUGUGGAGUGAAUAUUCUGAACGUGUUAUUCGAGGGGGUGUCCGCCCAAUUCGUAAACACUGGGCAGGCAUUCCCAACAAAAUCGACGCUGCUUUCACGUGGACUGAUGGUAGUACGUAUUUCUUCAAAGGCGAUAAGUACUGGCGUUUUAAUAACACACAAAUGAGAGUAGAUCAGGGUUAUCCUAAAUCUAAAUCUGAAUACUGGUUAAAUUGCAUGUAA
Saccoglossus kowalevskii is the source of this 1718-nucleotide messenger RNA. Its product is annotated as matrix metalloproteinase-19-like. Gene Ontology annotation, cellular component: extracellular matrix. Gene Ontology annotation, molecular function: zinc ion binding; metalloendopeptidase activity. The record is from RefSeq and is a predicted model, not a curated record. Lineage: Eukaryota; Metazoa; Hemichordata; Enteropneusta; Harrimaniidae. Gene Ontology annotation, biological process: extracellular matrix organization; proteolysis; collagen catabolic process.